AUGAAAAAAACAUUUACACAAAAAUCUCUCUCUCUUGAUGCUAUAAAUGUGAAUGCCAAGGAGACAAUGAGAGGCAUAUGGGUGAUCUAUAUAGUUCAUAACGCUUCUUCCUUUUUCUUCUUUCAUACCAAAACAACAUAACCAUGGUUGUUCUUUCUAAACCAACAUUAAACAAUUUCUCACUUGUUAAAUCAAUCAAACCAACAACAACAACAACGUUGUCAAAUGGAAUUCCUGUUGUUGACCUCACAGACCCUGAAGCUAAAACACUUAUAGUCAAAGCUUGUAAGGAAGUUGGAUUCUUUAAAGUUGUUAACCAUGGUGUUCCAUUGGAACUCAUGUCCAAUUUGGAAAACGAAGCACUUAGAUUCUUUACAAAACCUCAAACAGAGAAAGACAGAGCAGGUCCUCCUGACCCUUUUGGUUAUGGUAGUAAGAGAAUUGGAUCAAACGGUGAUGUUGGUUGGGUUGAGUAUAUACUUCUUAAUACUAAUCCUCAUGUUUUUUCUUCAAAAUCUAUUUCUAUUUUCCGUGAAAAUCGACUCAAUUUAAGGUGUGCUGUGGAAGAUUAUAUUGAAGCAAUGAAGAAGAUGUGUUGUAUGGUGUUGGAAUUAAUGGCAGAAGGAUUGGGGAUAGAAAGAAAGAAUGAGUUGAGCAGAUUAUUGAAAGAUGAGAAAAGUGAUUGUUGUUUCAGAAUGAACCAUUACCCACCGUGUCCUGAGGUGCAACUUAGGAAUGUGGUGGGGUUUGGGGAGCAUACAGACCCACAAAUUAUUUCUGUUUUGAGAUCAAAUAGCACUUCUGGUCUGCAAAUAUGUCUCUCUGAUGGAACUUGGCUUUCUGUUCCACCUGAUCAUACUUCUUUUUUCAUCAAUGUUGGUGAUACUCUUCAGGUAUUGACUAAUGGUAGAUUCAAAAGUGUAAAGCACAGGGUUAUGGCUGACACAACAAAGUCAAGGUUGUCGAUGAUAUACUUUGGAGGACCACCCUUGAGUGAAAAGAUAGUGCCUUUACCUUCAUUAAUGUUAAAAAAAGAGGAGAGUUUGUACAAAGAGUUCACAUGGUGUGAGUACAAGAAAGCUAUGUACAAUUCAAGGCUGGCUGAUAAUAGGCUUGGCCCUUUUGAAAUUAAAUCUUAUGCCAAAUAGCUCUAAUUUUUCCUCUAUUUUGGCACAUACUAUUUGGCCUUUCUUUUUGGUUCUUCAGUGUUUUUUAUUCCAAAUACUUGACUCUACUUGACAUAUAGAGUAUAUAUAGAGAAUUAAUAGGUUGUUUAUCAUGCUCAUUCCUUUUUUAUCUUUCGUAUUCUUCUACUUUUUGUUCAAAUGAAGGUUACUAUAACCCUUCUAUUGUAAUUGCAAUCAAAAUCUUGUAAUAUGUUUUUUUUUAAGGAAACUUGUGAUA
Cicer arietinum (chickpea) is the source of this 1404-nucleotide messenger RNA. Its product is annotated as gibberellin 2-beta-dioxygenase-like. Lineage: Eukaryota; Viridiplantae; Streptophyta; Magnoliopsida; Fabales; Fabaceae. The record is from RefSeq and is a predicted model, not a curated record.